Molecule: messenger RNA, 806 nt
Organism: Diospyros lotus (date-plum)
Lineage: Eukaryota; Viridiplantae; Streptophyta; Magnoliopsida; Ericales; Ebenaceae
Product: peptidyl-prolyl cis-trans isomerase CYP19-3-like
Biological process (GO): protein peptidyl-prolyl isomerization; protein folding
Molecular function (GO): peptidyl-prolyl cis-trans isomerase activity
Source: RefSeq, a predicted model, not a curated record
UGUGAGUGGAAUUGCAUAGGCAAUAAACCCUAACUUUGUUCCACUCCCCCCAGAGCAGACCCCAGUUCCAGCUUCACCCAAAGACCGAGCCAAGAGAAUGUCGAACCCAAAAGUUUUCUUUGAUAUCCUGAUUGGAAAAAUGAAAGCUGGAAGAAUUGUAAUGGAACUAUUUGCUGAUGUCACCCCCAAGACUGCUGAAAAUUUCCGAGCUCUCUGCACUGGAGAGAAAGGGAUUGGUAUAUCAGGGAAGCCAUUGCACUAUAAGGGCUCCACAUUUCACCGCAUUAUCCCCAACUUCAUGUGUCAAGGUGGAGAUUUCACCAGGGGUAAUGGAACAGGUGGUGAAUCAAUCUACGGGCUGAAGUUUGCAGACGAAAACUUCAAGAUGAAGCAUACAGGGCCUGGUGUUCUGUCAAUGGCAAAUGCUGGACCAAACACUAAUGGAUCCCAAUUCUUUAUUUGUACUGAGAAAACAUCAUGGCUUGAUGGCAGACAUGUGGUGUUUGAGAUUGUUGAUGGCUAUAGCGUGGUAAAGGAGAUGGAGAAGAUGGGUUCAGAUAGCGGGAAGACUUCGACAACUGUUGUGAUAGAAGAUUGUGGCCAGAUAAAGGAGAAUUGAUAACACCAAAAGUGAAGGAAGUGAAUUUCCAGGUAAAUAAUGAUGCAUCAGAUUGUUGUUUGCCUGUAAUGGAGUUUGGUAGAGCUACCCGAAUAGAAUCUUUUUGAAAUUAGUAGCAUAAGCUGAAUUUUGUCCUGAAUACUUUUGCAAUGAAAUAAUGACCCAAACUGAUACUGGGUUUUUGUUC